This is a messenger RNA of Styela clava, 3441 nucleotides long. RefSeq names its product mannosylglucosyl-3-phosphoglycerate phosphatase-like. Gene Ontology annotation, molecular function: hydrolase activity. NCBI's taxonomy places the organism in Eukaryota, Metazoa, Chordata, Ascidiacea, Stolidobranchia, Styelidae. The record is from RefSeq and is a predicted model, not a curated record. Gene Ontology annotation, biological process: nucleotide catabolic process.
AAUAGUAUGUCGGUCGUAAAUGUGUAAAAUCGAUUGCCGCCUCCGUAUUACCUGCUAUCGGCAUAUUCUAUUUUCAAAUCGCUCGACCUGACACUUUCAGAGAUGCAAUCGCGACUCUUAUACCGUUGACGAACCCAUUGAAAAGCUUGAUUAAUUUACCUCCCGUGGUUGAUUGAGUGUAUUCUGGAAAUCAAUUUAGUUAGGAUUUAUGACAUCAUAAUAAUCGAAAUAAAUGACUAUAACACGCAUUCAAAAAGUGUGAAGUUUUCUGCCCGCUGCCAGCAAGAUAGAUAUCGCUUUGGAUAUUUUGCGAAAAGAUUUUUCUUUGAGGUAAAGUCAGCCGAAAAAGUAUGCAGUGAGAAUUCAAGUGAUGACGACGUCGUUGGUUGCUACGCGUGUUUCGGAUUUAGUGACAGCGAUUCCAAUAACUCGAAGCCCGGCCUUCCCAGUCCUAGAGGAAGUUAUGACGAAUCAUCGAUAAAUACUAAAGACACUAUGGGAUGCUCUCAAAGUGUUGCCCAGUCCCCAACAAGAUCCAAUAUUAGUCAAACAACGGAUAAACAAAAUGGGGUAGUAACGGCUGGAAAUCCACAUAAUCAACAUAGAAUAGUCGAAAAAGCGAUCAGCACCGAGUCAAGCAGCAGCGACGAAGAUCCCACAGUAAGAGCCUUGGAAGUGAAAGGAUGUGCAACAGCAAGCGACGCUGAUCUUAUAAAAUCGCAAAGAAGCGAAAAGUGCAACGACAAUGCAGGACUUGAAGAUAGGUGGAUCCGCAGUCAUUUUUCCGACAUUACAAACUCUAAUAACGCACAAGCAAAGCGUGAUAUUUAUCAAAAUGACGACUCCACUAUCAACAGCGAAAAUAAAACAAUUGCUGAUUUUCCAGAGAAAGGAUCAAUACUAGAUAUCAGAUUAAAACCAUCUCAGGAACAAUCCAUUGUUUCAACCAGCAGUCGGACACAUAGUAUCUGUUCACUUCCUGCCGAUGUUACAAAAAGGUUCAGUAUUCUGCAUUUCAAUGAUGUUUACGAACUUACGGAGCGAAAAAAGGAACCAGUGGGUGGCGCUGCUAGAUUUUCAAACCUUUUUCAACAAAUAUUCGAAGUUGCAAAAAAAGAUUGUAACGGAGAGAAACCCUUUAUUGCUUUUGGCGGCGACUGUCUCAAUCCAUCCAUCCUGUCUAGUGCCACAAAGGGAAGGCACAUGAUCGAAGUUCUUAAUCAUAUAAAGGUAAACGCAGCAGUAUUUGGAAAUCACGAGUUUGACUUCGGUGUGGAACAUGCAGCAGACUGCGCGAAAAGCAUGAAUUUCCCUUGGUUUCUUAGUAACGUCACAGAAAAAGACAACGGGGAACCUUUUGGCGAUGGAGUUAUCAGUAGAAUCAUGCCAUGGAACGGUUUGAAGAUUGGCCUCAUUGGUUUGAUUGAAGAAGAAUGGUUAGACACGUUGACAACUGUGGACAAAUCAGAGCUCUGUUUUGAAGACUACGUCACACGAGGAAACGAGCUUGCGAGUGAUUUGAAGACAAAAGGUGCAAAUCUGGUUAUCGCGUUAACGCAUAUGCGUUGGCCGAACGACAUUCGUCUUGCCCAGGAGGUGAAAAAUAUCGACAUAAUUCUCGGAGGGCAUGACCAUGAGUACGGAGUCAAACUUGUGGAUGAUUGCGUCAUAGUAAAAAGUGGCUGUGAAUUUCAAACAUUUUCCCGCGUUGAUCUGUUUCUAAAAAAUGGCGGAGACUUCGACGUGAGCGUUACCAGAUACGAUGUAACCUCCAAGAUUGAACCAGCUGUAGAUAUGGAAAAUAUCGUUAACCGUUAUAUGACUGUAUUAGAAAGGCAACUGCAGGAAUCAAUCGGACCACUAAGGACGUCAUUGGACGGGCUGUACAAACACGUGAGAAGUCGUGAAACCAAUCUUGGAAAUUUUGUCGCCGAUGUUAUGAGAAUGACAACGAGAGCAGACAUCGUUCUCAUUAACUCUGGCACUUUCCGAUCAAACACAGUUCACAGUGAUGAAGAGUUCCGCGUACGAGACCUCAUGUCAAUCCUUCCAAUACACGAUAACGUUGUCAUUCUAGAGGUCACGGGUCAACAGCUUUUACGAGGCUUAGAGAAUGCCGUUUGUAAAUACCCAAGACAUGAAGGAAGAUUUGCUCAGGUCUCUGGGUUUUGUUUCGGAUUCGAUCCUAAAGCAUCUCCAGGAAAACGCGUGGUUCGCGAGAGUGUGAAGAUCCACGGGGAACCCUUGGACUUGGAAAGAUUUUAUAAGCUUGCUACUAAAGCUUAUGUGGCAAGAGGGCGAGAUGGAUAUGAAUGCUUUCGUUCGUGCAGGCUUUUCAACGAUCCUGACAGUGGCCCGAUCGUAUCGACGGUGGUAAGGAAUCACAUUUCCAAUGUGGCUCAAUUGCUCAAACAUCAAGAAAGAACAGGAGAAAAGCUGAGGGUCACUGAAUGUGGAAAAAAAAUUAUAUCAGCAAGUGGGCAUUUACACGAAGUAUAUUCGGCUAGCUUUGAAGAUUCACCAGUUCAUAAACUUCAGAAAUCAAUGGAGGACAUAUUACCAAAAGACCUCGACAUAAAUGGCAACAGAAAACGACGCGACAGUGAGCUUUCAAGAAAGCGCGAUUUUGUGAAUGAUGUCAGUGACGCACUCUAUGAUAGACGAGCGAUGCAUAUGCAACAUUUGCUUGAAAUAAACCGCGAUGGGAUAUUUGACGAGUCGAAAAAAAUAACCGAUUCUUUUGAGGUGAAACGGAGAGAAGCAAUUGAAGGAAACAGAAAUAAUUUUAAACUUUUAAAAGAACGACAGAAAAGUUAUGAAGAUGUAAGGUGGCAAAUUUGGCCACUGGUGGAAGGCAGAAUUUUUCACUGUUCCAAAAAAUAAAUUAAAAAUAUUAUACAUUCGUAUGGGUGACAUCAUUAUAUUGGGGACUGGUAUUACCAAAAUAAUCAUGUAAAUGAACAAAGCAAUACAUUUUUUCUUUUACUUUCAGCAGGGCACUACAAAAUGAUACCUAUACAUUUAAGUCUUAUGUUUUUGCUUUGUAUAAAAGUCAUAAUUAAUAAGACCCAGUCGGACUUUUCAUUCCAGAGAUAAGAUUGGUUAUUUAACAAAAAAUUCCAAUUUACAAAAAUUGAUUGACGAAUACUUUAAUUAGCAUAACGCACCUAGUCUCAUUAUGAUUCUCUUUGAAUUUUUUUAGCCCCGGCGAAGUCAGCAACAUUAAGUUAUGAAUACGCCCUUACAGAUUCUAUUAAGUUUUUACAUUCAAUUAUCCACCAACAUUGUUAAUAUUUGUAAAUAAUAGAUUAUAUUAUAUCAGAUUUAAAAUCAAUUUUAUCAACCGUUUUCAUUAUUUUUUGUUUCACUUUCUUGCAAUUCACUGUGAGCUAUUGUUCUCAUAAUAGAACGUGCAAAAUACAUCUAUGCACUACAACUUGG